Molecule: messenger RNA, 3673 nt
Organism: Daphnia magna
Lineage: Eukaryota; Metazoa; Arthropoda; Branchiopoda; Diplostraca; Daphniidae
Product: TATA element modulatory factor-like
Exons: 18
Coding region: 201-3074 (957 amino acids)
Cellular component (GO): endoplasmic reticulum; Golgi apparatus
Source: RefSeq, a predicted model, not a curated record
GUUAAGCAGGCCAUGGCAAUAGUUAUUUGCAUAUAACUAUUGUGUACCAACACUUGUCUGCUAGAAAUUGAAAUUUCUAUUUCCAUUUGUUAUUUGUUAUGGUUGAUUUAAUGGUAAAGUGAAUUGUAUUAAUGUGUUUCCUUUUGUCAUGAGAGUAGGGAGAUUUUGCUGACGUGGCCAUCAUAGAAGAGGAAAAAAAAAUGAGCUGGCUUAACACCUCUAGCAUUGCAAACCUGGCAAAAAGUGCAUUGAAAGAAGCUCAAAAAACCAUAGACAAGGCCCUAGAUAUAAGAGAAUCAGAUGCAACAAACCAGCAACAAUCAAACAAACCAAUUGAUAAUGAAAUUCUUGGACACUUUCUUGAAUCCUUUAACCUGGUGAAAGAGGGAAAUGAUCCACCUGAUGAAACCAGAAUAAUCUCAGGAGAUGUUGUUGUUGCUGAACCCAACUCAAGCACUGAAGUUGAAACUAAUAAACAAUUAGUUUUUCAUGCUGUGGAGUCCAGUGUACUUCAACCACUAUUUUCACCAAAAUCCUUAACUGCUACUAAGGAUGUUGGUGAUAUUGAUGAAUCAUUGACUUUGACUGAGGACUUGGGGAAAAAGACUUCCAACUUGCCUGACCAGGUGGUUACGACCGAUAGUUUAGAAGAUUGGAACGUAACUGAAAGCUACCAUAGCUCUACUGUGUCAGUGUCGAGCUCUGUUACCGUCAUUAGUCCCGAAAAUGAUUCGAUCGAUAUGGAUUGGAAGAGUGAUACGAAAAGCGAUGCGAGAGAUGAAACUUCCAAUCACCACACCAUAGAGAACAGACCAGUGUCAGCAGUGCUAUCAGAAGCGAUGAAAGAUUCGAUGAAAACAGAAACAUCGGCAUCUGUCUCGGGUGACGAGAUUGAAACAACCGCUUCAUCAGACAUUGAGAUCGUCGCAAGUCCCCAAGCAGGCAUAAGACAAAUCUUGCCUCCAAUGCGUUCGAGAAGCAACGAGUCAAAAACUCAUAGUCGGAAGCCGUCCGCAGGUUCUAGUGAUGAUAGCGUGACUUCCGGGGGGCAAGAUUCAGAGCUCCACAACGAAAAAUGCAAUCUUAUUCACCUAAAUCAGAUAAUCGAAGCUAGGGAUAACCAACUGCAGGAGUUUACCAGGAAAUUUUAUGCGUUGUCAGAAGAAGUCGAACGGGCCAAAUCGCAAUUGGCUAAUGGUGAAAAAGAACGAAUUGCACUAAAUGAAACCAUUCGCCGACAAACAGACGAAUUCGCUAUACGGUUGUCAUCAAUUGAAAAACGUUAUCAACAAGUGCUAGCUGAACGGGAUUCACUAAUCAAGAAACUCGAAAAAGUUCAAUUAAAUCAUGAAACAUACGCCAACUUAACAGACGAUCUAAACGAAAAGAAUGAAACAAUUCAACAAUUAAGGCUUGAAGGCGAAAAGUUAUCUAAACAACAUCUGCAGCAAUCGAAUAUUAUAAAAAAAUUGCGAACCCAAGAAAAGGAAGACGAAAUUCGUUGCAAACAAUUGAAAGAUCAAAACGAAGAUUUAAAAAAUGAAGUUGAACGUCUGAAUAGAAGUUUGUCAGCCAAGGAAGAACUUGAGAAGAACCAAAUAGAAGCUGUUAGGCAGUCUGCAAUUGUUAACAAUCAGUUGGAAAAGGAGGUUCUUGCUAACAAAGUAAUGAUGCGCGAAAAACUGGCGGAAGCCGAUUCUUUGAGGGCUGCUUUAGCUGAGGUCGAACAAAAACUGAUUGAAGAAAGAGCCGUGGCUGCUAUACAAAAUUCUGCUGAAACUGAGCGCAGUCUUAGCGCCGAAGUAGCUCUUCGUCAACGUCUGCAGCUAGAAUAUGAAAUUUCUAGUCGCGCGUUUGAGGAAGAAAAACAAGCGCUCACCAUGCGUUGCCAAGAACUCGUUCACUCCCUUGCUGAAGUCGAUUGCGAUCGAUCAAAAGAACGGGAGCGGAUACAUGCUGAGGUUUCGCGGUUAAUGCACAGACUACAAGAAGCUGAAUCACGUAGCGAUGAACUGUCUCAGGCCUUAACAACGGCAACGAAGCCUUUACUACGACAAAUUGAUUCUCUGCAACAUGCAUUAUCCUCCCAACGCUUGGCAGAGGAGAAAUCGGAAAAACUAUUUCAGGAAAAACUUGCUUUUUUAGAAAACCAACUUCUUUCAGCUCAUCAAAAGGGAACUGCUGACCAUGAAACAUACAUCGCGAUGCAAGAUCAAAUAAAUGAUUUGUCAGAAAAAUGCAAACUUGCCAAAGAAGAGAACCAAAAACUAAUACUUGAACUGCAAUGCGAAAAAAACCAUUGUCUCACUCUGGAGCAGGCAAGAAAAAAAGAUAAUGUCAGUAUGGAACUGAUGAAGAGUCAGCUUGUCGAGGAGCUUACGCUAUUACGGAACAAGAUGGCAGUUUUGGAGAAUGAUUAUGAAAAGCAGACAAUAGCUUUAGAGGAGGAAAGAAAGAAAACGUCACAUCUUCUGAUUCGAUUCCAGGAAAAAGAAUUGGAAUACCGAGUUUUCCCGGCAGAUUUGCAGAAUUCUGGUAGUAUCGGCAGAAAAUUAACUUCAACGACAGACGUAGUGUCCCGAAGCAGUAGUCCCACUCCUAGUUUAGGGAAGCUGUCCUUAUCUGGCUCGUUUACUGAAUCGCAUUCCAGUAACCCGUGGAAUCCAGCAGACGAGUUAUUUGACGGCGGAGUGGUCACUCCUGUGCCAAAGUCAACAUUGUAUGAUACUAUGCGAGCGGGCUCUUACACGGCGGUGUUUGAAAGUUUGCAAGCGCAGUUGAAAACACGCGACGGAGAAGUAACUCAAUUGCAGCAAGAGCUCCAAAGCCAAGAGAAAUCCCGAGAUUCCCUGGCAAAAGAACUUACGGAAAUGAUUAACUCGAACCAGGAGCUAAGUCGUCGUCUCAGCCUAUUGGAAAUGCUUCAUCAAGAGUACGAAGACCUGAAAACAAAAUACAAUGCCUUAUUACAGAUGUACGGAGAAAAAAUUGAGGAAAAUGAAGAGCUGCGCUUGGAUUUGCUUGAUGUUAAGGAAAUGUAUAAAGCCCAAAUUGAUCACCUAAUGAAAACGUGAAACCACACUUCUAGAAACUCUACUAAUCACUUCUUAUUCGGUUAUCUUCUGUUCGUUCCGUUCGUAAGAAUGACGAUGGCCAUUGCAUUCCAAGCUCUAUUGCAGAAAAAAAUGUCUAUCGUAACAAUGAGAAUCGAACGGAUUUUUCGCCUUGAUAAAUAAAUAUUUAUUCUAAGGGCGCAAAUUGUAAUAUUUUGGUUUAGUAUAAUCUGUUUUGAAAUUUCCACUUUAUGUCUUUCAGUUACGCAAGCAUUUUUUAAAACAUAAAAAUAUUCAAAACACCUAGAGAUAAUGUUUUUCCAAUAAAAAUAGUAAUUGUAGAACACCUUAGAAACAUGGAAAUUGGUGAAUGUUGAGAAAUGUAUAUCAUUAGAAAAUGUACAGUGUAAAGCUUGAAAUAUAAUACUAAAUGAAAUUUAAAAUUUGAGGGGGAACUAGGAUACUGUCAAUCACUAUGGUCCACUCAUCAUUUCUCGUUUUGUUAAGUAUUAGGACCAUGACUUUUUAUCUUAUUUUCUGCUUUUAUAUACAAUGCAACCGCAGCGUGUACUAUAGCUGCUGUUAUGAAAUAGUUUCAAUACAUAAAUUUGUCACAUUAA